AUGGAGUCCGUGGCCCUGUACAGCUUCCAGGCCACGGAGCAGGACGAGCUGCCCUUCCAGAAAGGGGACACGCUGAAGAUCCUCAACAUGGAGGAUGACCAGAACUGGUACAAGGCUGAGCUGUUCGGCCGCGAGGGCUUUGUCCCCAAAAACUACAUCAAGGUCAAGCCACACCCGUGAGUACCGUCCCACCAGGCAGGCAACAAUCCCAAUUCCCAAUUUACAACAAGCCAGGGUAGUCCCACACUUGGGGAAAUCUCACAUUUGGGGAAACUGAGUCAUAGAGAUGGGGGGGGUGCUUUCCUUCCAUCCAUCCAUCCAUCCAUCCAUCCAUCCAUCCAUCCAUCCUCCUUCUGCAGCUAUGGGAAGCACGUCCAGCACUUCAAGGUGCUCAGGGAGAAGAACGGCAAAUAUUUCCUCUGGGAAGAAAAGUUCAACUCCCUCAACGAGCUGGUGGAUUUCUACAGGAUGACCACAAUCGCCAAGGAGCAGCAGAUUUUCCUGUGGGACGAGGACCAGACCCAGGAGGUGAGGAGACCCCGAUUUGUGCAAGCCCAGUUUGACUUCUCAGCCCAGGAGGGCUCCCAGCUGCCCUUCCUGCGUGGGGACAUCAUCGAGGUCCUGGGCUGCCCCGACCCCAACUGGUGGCAGGGGAAGGUCUACGGCCGUGUCGGGCUCUUCCCACGGAGCCACGUCCACCCCAUCCACAAGUGACCUUCAGGUUACCAUUGAGUGACCAUCCACGAGUGACCUUCAGGUUACCAUCCACAAGUGACCAUCCACGAGUGACCAUCCAUGAGUGACCUUCA
Molecule: messenger RNA, 809 nt
Organism: Zonotrichia albicollis (white-throated sparrow)
Lineage: Eukaryota; Metazoa; Chordata; Aves; Passeriformes; Passerellidae
Source: RefSeq, a predicted model, not a curated record